AUGACCUCAGGUGACCCCGUGGUGAAACUGAGGCUGACCGCACAGUAUGUGAGCAGCCAGAGAGGAAGCUGCAGGAGCCGUGACAGGAUUGGAGCUGAAAGACAACUCCACUCACCAUGCACAGUGGAUGGACACUUUGACCUUCAAGGUAUAAUUAGGAAGGGAGAUGUGGAUAUCGGGGGAAUUUUUACUAUAAACUACGUGGAAUCAGAGCCAGAUAUUUCUUUCAGAAAAGUACCCAAUAGAAUGGUAUGCACUGGUUUUAGCUUAAGGGAUUUUCAGUUUCUACAAACAAUGGUGUUUGCCACUGAGGAAAUAAACCAAAGUGAUACCCUGCUUCCUAAUGUGACACUAGGAUAUAGAAUCUAUGAUGUGUGUUACACCCACUUCCAGGCAAUAAGAGCAGCUCUAUCCAUGAUGACCGGAGUUGGUGACAAUGCAAACAGAUGUGUCCCGCAUCCUUCAGUUGCUGCGAUCAUUGGAGGCUCUUGGUCUACUCAGUCCAUUGCUGUUUCACGGCUGGUGGGAACUUUCAACGUCCCAGUGAUCAGUUACUUUUCCACAUGUGCUUGCUUAAGUGACAAACACGAUCAUCCAACAUUUCUGCGCACAAUCCCAAGUGAUUUAUUUCAGUCUCAAGCGUUAGUACAGCUGGUUAAUCACUUCAACUGGACAUGGAUUGGCAUUAUAAGUGAAGACAAUGACUAUGGGCAAAGUGCCACAAGCUUGUUCAAAAAUGAUGUUACAAAAUUAGGCAUAUGUGUUGCCUUUACUGAAAUUAUCCCAACUGUUCCCGUUGCUGGAAAGAUCUCCCGGAUCGUAAGAAAUAUCUUGCUAUACAAAGUUAAAGUUGUACUAAUCAUUGCUACUGAAUUUUCUGUAGGAUUAAUUUUUCAAGAAGUAUUUUAUCAGAACAUAACAGGAAUUCAAUGGAUAGCCAGUGAAGCUUGGUCCACGUCAAGUCUUUUUUUUACCGAACAGUCUUAUAAAUAUUUUAGUGGAACAAUAGGGUUUGCCAUUCGCAGGGCAGACAUUACUGGCCUGAAAAGUUUCCUUCUUGGUAUCCAUCCUUCCCAGCAUAGAAAUGACCCUUUGACUGUGAAAUUGUGGGAAGAAAUAUUUAAUUGUUCAUACGAAAGAACAGACAAUUUUACAAGACUUCCAUGCACAGGCCUUGAGAAUUUAAAUGCUACAGACAACAUAUACCUGGAUAUGACAAACCUACGGAUUGCAAAUAAUGUGUACAAAGCGGUCUAUGCUGUAGCCCAUGCUUUGCACAACCUAAUGGCGCUAAAUGGAGUAAAUACUCAUUCUGUUAUAGAAACACUAAACAAAGUAUACACCACAAGUCCUUAUAAGCUGCUGCGGUAUCUGAAAAGUGUGAAUUUCACCACAAAGACUGGGGAUAAAGUCAGCUUUGACCGGAAUGGAGAUCCUUAUCCAACCUAUGACUUGGUGAACUGGCAGAGGGGAGACAAUGGCUCCUUCUUCUUUGCCCAUGUGGGAGAGUUCAGUCCUGAUGAAAACUUCAGGCUAGAUGAGCAUAUUAUAAUGUGGCAUGGAUCACAGAAGGAGGUCCCAAUCUCCAUGUGCAGCCCAAGUUGUCCUUCAGGAACCAGGAGGAAAGCCCAACCUGGCAGACAUUCUUGUUGUUUUGACUGUAUCCCAUGUGAAGAUGGAAAGAUCAGUAAUAAAUCCAAUUCCUUAGAAUGUAUGAAGUGCCCCCUUGAGUACUGGUCCAACCCGUCGAGAGACUGCUGUGUCCCCAAAGAGCUGGAGUUUAUUUCCUUUAAGGAAACCCUGGGUUCUGUAUUACUUGGAGGAGCCCUUCUUGGAAUGUUCUUCACCGUCUGCGUUAUAACUGUGUUUGCAUAUCACCGAUAUAGUCCCAUUGUGCGGGCAAACAAUUCAGACCUCAGCUUCUGUAUUUUGUUCUCCAUAUUCCUGUGUUUUCUGUCCUCAGUUACCUAUUUGGGCCAACCAUCUACCUUGUCCUGCAUGCUGAGACACACAGGAUUUGGCAUUACCUUUGCUCUCUGUAUGUCUUGUAUUUUAUGUAAAACUAUUGUAGUGCUAGUGGCGUUCAAUGUACAACAUCCAGAUAGGAAACUGGCCUCGUUUUUUAACCCGAGAAAGCAAAAGGUACUCAUUUUUCUGUGUACUACAUUUCAGAUUAUUGUCUGUGCAUCAUGGAAUAUAAUUUCACCUCCCCGUCCCGUAAGAAAAAUCACUGAUGAUAGUUCUUCAAUUAAUUUAGAAUGUAAUGCUGGUUCAGUGGUCGCUUUCUCACUCGUCCUUGGCUACAUUGGGAUUCUAGUGAGUGUGUGUUUUACUUUGGCCUUUUGUGCAAGGAACCUUCCAAACCAUUACAAUGAAGCAAAAUUUAUAACGUUCAGCAUGGUGAUAGUCUCUGCGGUAUGGAUAUCCUUUAUUCCUGCCUAUUUAAGCUCCCCUGGUAAAUAUUUGGAAGCUGUUGAAAUGUUUGCAAUAUUGUUUUCUAGCUAUGGCCUUCUGAUUUGUAUCUUUGCUCCAAAAUGCUACAUUAUUUUAUUACAACCAGACAAAAAUAAAAGAAGACAUAUGAGGGCUAAACCUGGUUCUAGGCAUUAG
Molecule: messenger RNA, 2610 nt
Organism: Spea bombifrons (plains spadefoot toad)
Lineage: Eukaryota; Metazoa; Chordata; Amphibia; Anura; Pelobatidae
Product: extracellular calcium-sensing receptor-like
Exons: 7
Coding region: 1-2610 (869 amino acids)
Biological process (GO): G protein-coupled receptor signaling pathway
Cellular component (GO): membrane
Molecular function (GO): G protein-coupled receptor activity
Source: RefSeq, a predicted model, not a curated record